Messenger RNA from Hippoglossus stenolepis (Pacific halibut), 4442 nucleotides. RefSeq names its product zinc finger and BTB domain containing 16b (gene zbtb16b). NCBI's taxonomy places the organism in Eukaryota, Metazoa, Chordata, Actinopteri, Pleuronectiformes, Pleuronectidae. The record is from RefSeq and is a predicted model, not a curated record. Bases 250 to 2163 code for a protein of 637 amino acids. Gene Ontology annotation, molecular function: protein binding. Gene Ontology annotation, biological process: negative regulation of transcription by RNA polymerase II; regulation of immune system process; regulation of cytokine production. The transcript has 7 exons.
CCGGAUGUGUGGGGUGUCCUGCGGAGCGGUGACGGCGGCGGCUCGCUGGUGAUUCGCUCUCCCGCAGCAGCAGAGAGUUUGGAGCGGGGACUGUGAAAUGUGUCCGCAUCACGUUGUGUGGAUGAUCGGCGGAGGACGGUAGAGACGCGCUGAGACCUACAACCAGCUGAAGACCAGUGAACCAGGCGGCACAGCCACACCUCAUGCGUGGGCUCGGCCGAGGUCCGAGUGGAAACGGGUCAGAAAAUCAUGGGUGUGCUCCAGCUCCACAAUCCCACUCACCCCAGCACGCUCCUGCAGCGGGCCAAUCAGAUGCGUCUGACCGGCACCUUGUGUGAUGUCAUCAUCACGGUGGACGGCCAGGAGUUCCCGGCGCACCGCACCGUUCUGGCCUGCACCAGCAAAAUGUUCGAGAUUCUCUUCCACCGCAGCAGCCUGCGGUACGCCCUGGACUUCCUGUCCCCCAAGACCUUCCAGCAGAUCCUGGAGUACGCCUACACCGCGUCCCUCCAGGCCACGGCCGAGGACCUGGACGACUUGCUCUACGCUGCCGAGAUCCUGGAGAUCGAGUACCUGGAGGAGCAGUGUCUGAAAGUGCUGGAGACCAUCCAGGCGGAGGAGAGCGAGGAGGCGGCGGCGAGGAAUCACAGCUCCGGAGACCACAGUGACCACAGCCGGGCCCGGCACUGGAGGCACAUGUUGAUGUCCAAGAAGCAUUCCAUACAGGACGGACCCACACGCACCAGCCCAACUGCUCUGCACAACCUGGCACUGUACCACAUGACGGAGAGGAGCUCUCCUGGUCCGGACCCUGAGGGAGCUCCUGAAUCCAGCCCCAAGCUGGAUGUCAACAUGGAGGGUUCCCAGCAGCCUCAGCAGCACGAGUUGUCCCAGGCCUCGACCCUGGAUCCUGCUAGAAAUAUUAAAUCAGAGAACAUGCAGGUGGAUGAAGCCAACAGCUGUGAGGGCAGGUCCUCCAGCGCCGGGGAAGGAAGCUACCUGUCAGACCAGCCCAAAGACGAGGGUCCGGGGACGCCACUGAGAGGCAGCGUGAUCACCAGCGCUCGAGAGCUGCACACGGGCCCCGAAGACGGAGCUCAAGUGGGGGGGAACUCUCUUGACUGUUUCCCCGGGAUCACAGAGAAACAUCUGCCCUCCAUAUACUCUGUGCCCUCCCACCACACUGGGGAGGGGAUGGUGUCCGUGUCAGUGGCCCCGUCCCUGGGCGUGCCGCUGGAUCCGAGGGCCUACAGCGGCCUGCUGCACCAGGGCUUGCUGCACAGAGAGCUCCUCAGCCGGCUGGGCCAGUUUGCAGCUGGGAUGAGGCAAAGUGGCCAGGCCCAAGGCCAGCAGUGUUGUGGCGAGUGUGGUCUUCAGCUGCACAGCAGACAGGCCAUGGAGCAGCACAGGAGGCUGCAUAACGACGAGAAGGGCCACGGCUGCGAAUACUGUGGCAAACAUUUCCAGGACAGCAUGCGGCUAAGAAUGCACAUGCUGUCUCACGCAGCUCCUGCAGAGGCGCUGGUGUGUGAUCAGUGUGGAGCCACCUUCUCCUCAGAGGAUGCUCUGGAAGCCCACAGGCAAACACACACAGGGACUGACAUGGCAGUGUUCUGUCUGCUGUGUGCAAAGCGCUUCCAGACCCAGAAGGCCCUGCAGCAGCACAUGGAGGUCCAUGCAGGCAUGCACAGCUACAUCUGUAGCCACUGUGAGCGCCCCUUCCCCAGCCACACCACCCUCAAAAGACACUUGCGAUCGCACACGGGCGAUCACCCGUUUGAGUGUGAAUUCUGCGGGAGCUGUUUCAGAGACGACGGCACGCUGAGGGGCCAUAAACGCAUCCACACAGGAGAGAAGCCUUACGAGUGCAACGGCUGCGGGAAGAGGUUCAGCCUCAAACACCAGCUAGAGACACACUACCGUGUACAUACAGGUGAGAAGCCAUUCGAGUGUAAGCUGUGUCACCAGCGGUCCAGAGACUACUCUGCUAUGAUCAAGCACCUGCGCACACACAACGGCGCGUCUCCGUACCAGUGCACCAUCUGCCAGGACUUCUGCCCGAGCCUGGCCGCCAUGCAGAAGCACAUAAAGGGCCACAAACCCGAGGACGUGCCGGCAGACUGGAGGAUAGAAAAGACUUACCUGUAUGUCUGUUAUGUCUGAGCAGGACUUGGACCCCCACGCACAGUGUGACACACACUCACACACACAGGCACACACACAGUUGGGCGAAAACCUUAAAAACUUCAAUGUUGCUGAUUUUUAAAGCUGACAGAUUAAAUGUGUCUUUAUGGGUUUAAAAAAAUGCAUUGUGAGAAGUUGGCACAGUGGGAGAUAAAGUUUUUUUUACCUGACAUGGAUUCAUGAAUACAAAUUGGUCUAAACACUAGGGCUCCCAAUAAUCAUCUGUUUCCUCAGCAAUUUGAUUAUUGUUACCGAGAAGUGAGGAAACUGAAACAUGUCAACUGAUAAUCACAAAAGUUAGUCCAAAGAGACUCAGUUUACAUUUACAGAGAAUAAAAAACCCAAAUUAUUAUAUUUUCAGAAGGAGGAAAUCGUUGGUCUCUUUCCCCCCCAAAAAAGUAGAAAAGGAGCCAUUUGAGAAUUGACAGUUUCCGGAAGACUUCACUGAUACAGACACACACAUUUCGCUCUCUCUCACAUAUAAUAAACAACUAUCUCUAAUGGAUCCACUGUGGUUAAAAUCAAUGCCACAAUGGCUGUGACAGCUGACUCGUCUGUAGCAGGAGCUUUUGGAUUGAUUGCUGAACCAUCAAGCAAACACGAGUCAUCUUCUAUGAUUGUGCAGUAGAUGUUGAAAAUAAUUCCACGAAGGCUUGAUUGGCUGAACUUAGCGACACUUUCCCUCCUAAUUUCCUGUGACUACUCUGUUGUUUUUUUGUCUUUUUUUCUGCUGUUGGAUUUUAUUUUGGAGUUGUUUAUUUUGUUUGCAUGUUUUACUUGAAUGGCUGCCACGUUUUGACCUCAUAAGCUUGAUCUCUUUAAUUGCCUUGUCUUUCUUGCAGUGGGUGUUAUUGUUCCGAGGUAACUGGCUCACAGUACGAGUUUCUCUUGCAAUGUAAUAGGUUUUGCUAUUUAUAUGUUGUUUAUUUGUUACCAAAUAUGUGCUGGUUUUCAUCACGCAGUCGGCGUCUCUUGGGAUGACUUCUAGUAGAGCGAGCUCUACCUCUCCUCACUUUUCACCGUUUGUUUUAAACCUACUGCAAAUUAUUCACCCACUCUUAAGUUUUAAUUUUUCUAACAAAUAAAAUCAUAUUUUAAAUGGUCAAACAAUGUGUAAAAAAUGCGAAGAGCCUCAACGCGGCUUUUAUGUGUAGUUUUUUAAUCGGUAAUGAUAUAUAGAUGUCUUAUAAAACCACAGAUUCUGAAUUUUCUUGAAGAAAAGAUUAAAAGAAGUAGUUUUUUUUUACAAAACAUGAAAAGAAAAUUCUGACAUUGAAUCACUAUGAGCAGGUUAUUGUCAGUCGUAGUGUAGCUGUAAUGUACAAACUGUCAUGGUAUGUUAUCCCCUUAUGUGAGCCUAGCACAGGCCUUAUAGAAUUAAACAUGUUGUAUUUUUGUAUUACAGUAAUUUGCUAUUUGUUUACAUUUGGUAUGAUUUGAGAAAACAUCUUAAAGUGUGUGUUUUAUAAGUCUCUGAUUUGAUUAAGAUCCCUCCCUUGUGCCUCUUUUAUAAGUAGAGCAUCAAUGUGCUUGAGUACAUGGGUCUGUGCUGUUGGUAGUUGUUUCUGGGUGUUUGUUUAUUGUUACUUAACUAAAGAUAGACUGCCAUGUAGAUCCACUUUGUCUGAACAUUGCAACUGGAAGCAACAUAGUGCGAUAGUGGCCGAUACUCUGAUGCAAGUUCCAAGCAAUUUUGAUGUAAACGUACACGCUUGUCUCAAAUCGUUUCCUUCAAAGUGACAAUGGACUGAGAUCUUUGGAUGAAAACAGUGUGUAAAGCAAAUCUUGGCGUCAUGUGGGCAUUACCGAUGCCUUCUUAAGUAGCCACCAACACUCAGUGCCAUGAGAACACACAUUCACUGUAUCUACUCUACAUGAACAUGCACUAUAAAUGGAUUUCUUCGGUGGACCAAAAGAAAUAGAGCACUUUUGUUUGAAAAUGGUUUUUUCUUUGAUCUUUCUAUGUUGUGAUAAUGCAGAUGUCCUUUUAUUUGAUGUGUCCUAGAAGGAUGUGAUUAGCAUUGUUUAGAUUAUGUCAAUGUCUGUCUACCUCAGGGCCAGAUCAAAGCUCGACCUGGUAUCCAAUCAGGGUUGUUCUUCUUGCCAUGUGUGCAGUAAAAUCCCUCUCCAUUACAGCUUUGUAACACAGUGUGUGAAAGUGUUUUCUCAGUGUGGAUUCAGGCACAAACUCUGUAUGCGUCAGUGUUCAGUGGCAUGGUAUAAAAAAAAUAAAAUAAAACAAUUUACUAUUUUAUGCA